This is a messenger RNA of Acanthopagrus latus (yellowfin seabream), 2976 nucleotides long. Its product is annotated as zinc finger protein 37. The record is from RefSeq and is a predicted model, not a curated record. Gene Ontology annotation, cellular component: nucleus. NCBI's taxonomy places the organism in Eukaryota, Metazoa, Chordata, Actinopteri, Spariformes, Sparidae. The coding region runs from base 557 to 2146 and encodes 529 amino acids. The transcript has 4 exons.
GCCACCGUACUACGUUGGCAAUGACAUCACGAGCAAAAACAAGAAGUAUAAGCGAUUGUUUGGAGGCUAGCAUGGUUUAAUGAUUUGUGCACAUGCGUUUGCUCGAAUAAACAGUCGCUGUUAGAGUGAUAUGUAUACAUUAAGUGUAAACAGAGCAACACGUUAGGCUCGGCUAUGGUUUAUGUCAUUGGUUAUCGUGUACGCUUUGCUAACGGUGUGACGCCGUUUACGUUAGUUAGCUAAUGCUAACGUCAAGAGAAGGAGUCACGUUAGCUGGCUAGCUGACAUGAAGCUCACUUGUGUUGAGUGUCGUAAGUCCAGCUAUUUAACUGAAUCCGAUGAUUAUUAGCCAUAUUUUUUAUUACAUUAAGUGACCACAAGAAUAAGUUGACAUAAAGUCGAAUAUAGACGGCCUUGCGAUAAUGGUGAACAACCUAAACAACCUGUGGUAGCAUUUUCAAGACAGAAAAGCACACCUUCAUCCUCGUUUGUAUUUUCCCACAAAUACACGCGUUACUACACAAGUAUCAGACACUGGAACCCGACACAGUGCAUCAUGUCGGACUUGGACGCCCUCAUUGUCACCUUCCAGACCCAGCUCUCGGACGUGAUGGAGACUGUGGUGAAGACAGCCAUGUAUGAGGUCACCAGGCUGGUGGAGGACGGCUUCUUGGAGGAGGUGAAGCGCAGGGACCAGGAGGUGGAGACCCUAAGGAUUCAGCUGCAGUGGGCAGAGAGGAAGUUAAGUGACCAAGAGGGGAAGGAAGGAGGGAAAAUCGGAAAGUGUGUCGACUGUGCCAAGGAUGAUGUGGAGCUGUCCUGUGACGCUGCUGGAGAGACAUUCAGAGAGCAGCAGGAUGACACAUUGGGUGAUUGCGGUGUGAAAAAAGAGGGCGACCCCUCGGACAGGUGGACAAACAGCCGAAUGGAAGUCAUACCAGAGAUGGCACAGGCAGCAGACAAUCCAACAGCCACUCGCAGCCCUGAAACACAGGUACCAGAAGAGGACGUGUUAACUGCACUGGAUAUUAAGAAAGAAGAUGUGAAUAAGCCAUCGUGUUCCUCUGUGCAUUUGGGAGUGUGGAGCGGUAGCCCGGAUGGCGGAGCAGGACCUCAAUCACACAGUGCUGCGGAGAAGAUUGAGGCACAACCAAAAGAGACUCAAGAAAUCAGCGAGGAACUAUUGAGGAACGUCAUUAAGCAAGACACACAGGCCUCUACUGCGUAUGUCUUUCCUGAGGAGCAGGAGGAAACCCAAGUUCCAUCGUUAGAGGUGGAUGUUCUGGUUGCUCCAGGUAGAGAUCAGAUUUCAUCCUCAGCGCCCCCCACGGUAAGACCACAAAACAGUGAUGCGUUAGGUGUGACUAUCAAGCAGGAGGUUAUCGAUGAUUCUGAUGUGGAAAGCGAGCGUAAGAUAAAGAGAACAACAAAGUCUGGGUUGGCAUCUUUUCCGUGUUCAGUUAGACAACAUAGAGUGAGUUCAGUACCACACAAGCAAAACCACUUGUCCCAUAAAGCCACGGUGCAAGAGGUUAUGAAGCUGCAUUCCAAAGUGGGUGCAGGUCUCAGAUUGCAAGCUGCUAUACAGCACCUACACCGACCGAUGAAAAGGCCCUCCCACGCGGUCUCGAACAACACCGGCGCAACUCUGUCUGUAGCCCACUCUCAGGUUGUGAACUUAAAUCCCCUCAACAGAAUCCCCUCUACAUCUAAAGCUGCUGCUCCUCCUUCACUCUCGGUCCAACGAGUUCACCUGAGUGACAAGGAGGCGGCAGCACAUAACCGAACUGGUGCCCCCUGGGUCAGCAUCAAAACCCAACUUCAGUCGGCAAACUCCCAUCACACCAACCCCUUACCCCACCCAGACUCUCUCCCUCACACAGGCCCCAGACACCUCCUGCGCUGUGGCCAGUGCGGGAAGUGCUUUCCGCACCCCAGCAACCUAAAGGCCCACUUGCAGACUCACACAGGCGAGCGGCCUUUCUGCUGCUCCCUCUGUGGACGCAGCUUCACCAAGCUGAGCAACCUGAAGGCCCACCGACGGGUCCACACUGGAGAGAGACCAUACUGUUGUUUGGCUUGUGGCAAACGCUUCACCCAGAAGUGCAACCUGAAACGCCACCAGAGGAUUCAUCUGGACGUAUGAUGGUGGACAGCCAAUAAUAAUAAUGAUAAAAAAAGAGUUUGGUGUGUGUGUUUCCCUUAGAUUAAAAUGCUGUGUACUACAGUUGCUGUGAUGCUUUGCAAAAGUGCUUCUUGUGUCUCUUGAAGUGAUUGUCCUGACUUCUUCCGUGCAUUCCAGAAAGGUUGAUCUACUUUACAGAGAUGUUGUAGUGUUGUAGAGGAUACAGAGCAGUGUGUUGUCAAAUGUAACGCGCACACAGAAAGGUCUAGUGUGAUCAAUAAAUAACUAUUUAUUCUGUGAAUACUCAAAAUUCCUCUGUUAUAUCAGUUGCACCCAACCUGUGAACACAAAACACACUUACUUUGUAUUUGACCAAGGACCAGGGCUGGUAUUUAUCAACCCUGCUGAAAGAGAGAUUAUGGGUAGAUGAAAGUAAUUCACACACUUUAUGACCCAGUUAUUUACAGCUUUACUCCUAGUACAUUUUAAAGAGCUCCAAAUGUGUCUAAAGUUGGUGAAGAGUAGAUCUUAGAUAGCUGCAACAUAGAAACAGGUGAGCAAACACCUACUAAUAUAUGUUUAUCAUUGGUGUUGACUUACAAUAAGUCAGAGGAAGCAUAAUAAUUCAGAGUACUGCUUGUUUUCAGUUACAAGCAUUUCAUAGGAAAUGAUUAUUUCUGUUUUUUAUUUAUUUUGUGGAUUCUUUUGUUUUGCUGUUUCCAUUUCCACCAAUUUCAUAUUAUUUUGUAUCUAUUUAUGUAUUUACAUAUUUUAAAUAUAUUUUUAAUUUGACAUGUUAAUUGCUAUUUUUUGAUGAUUCAAAAUAUUAAAUUGAUUGUUUAAAAAGUAAA